UCUAAAGCAAAUGGAUUAGCCUAUAUUAUGAAUCAUUUGCAGAUGAAUCAAAAACCAUAUACUCAGGGACUUCAAGAACCAAACCCAAAUCAAGGGACAAGCAAUAUGAGCUCAACCUAUGAGAAAAAGAGGCAUCUGAAAGCAGCAGCCUUCUUGCUUGGGCUGCUGGCUUCGGCACUGACUCAGCCAUUGGCAAUGGCAAUCGGCAUUGUGCCCAUCCAAAAGUGGCGUGUUCAUGUGGUUAAUAGGCUGAAUAAUGCGACUUUGUUUGUGCAUUGUAAGUCUAAAGAUGACGAUUUGGGAUUCCAUAAUCUAGUUGGUGUUGGCUCUGAGUUUCAAUGGAGUUUCAAGAACAACCUUUGGGCAACAACGUUGUUUUGGUGCUUACUAAGAAAGCCGAAUGCCUACGUGUCUUUUGAAGCGUUUUGGAUUGAGAAGACACAUAUUUGGCUCAAUUAUAGGUGUCAUGGUGGAAACUGCAUUUGGACUGCUAGAGAGGAUGGAGUAUAUUUGAGAAACAAUCCCGAUAGUGUUGAUGAGCGUGUUCAUAAGUGGAAGGUAAAGUCUAUUUGA
Messenger RNA from Cucurbita pepo subsp. pepo (vegetable marrow), 573 nucleotides. The record is from RefSeq and is a predicted model, not a curated record. NCBI's taxonomy places the organism in Eukaryota, Viridiplantae, Streptophyta, Magnoliopsida, Cucurbitales, Cucurbitaceae.